Musca vetustissima is the source of this 1548-nucleotide messenger RNA. Its product is annotated as NADH dehydrogenase [ubiquinone] flavoprotein 1, mitochondrial-like. Bases 1 to 1548 code for a protein of 515 amino acids. The transcript is spliced from 2 exons. Gene Ontology annotation, biological process: mitochondrial electron transport, NADH to ubiquinone. Gene Ontology annotation, molecular function: NADH dehydrogenase (ubiquinone) activity; 4 iron, 4 sulfur cluster binding; FMN binding. The record is from RefSeq and is a predicted model, not a curated record. NCBI's taxonomy places the organism in Eukaryota, Metazoa, Arthropoda, Insecta, Diptera, Muscidae.
AUGUCUGUGGUCGGUCCAUCUUUGUCUUCCGUCGGAGCAUGGGCGGAAUUUCUACAAGGAAGCCAUUGGAUUGGAACCCAAUUUUUCAGUAGCAAACCUCCCAAUAAGACAAACAAAUCACCGGGACAAGGAAAAUCGCAGGGAGCAGCAACUAAACCCCCGGAUACUAAACCUCCACCACCUCCUCCGCCUGGAACUCCACCACCACAAACGAAAACAAAAUUCGGCCCAUUGGCGGAUUCCGAUCGAAUUUUCACAAAUUUAUAUGGUCGCCAUGAUUGGACCUUGCGUGGGGCAUUAGAACGUGGCGAUUGGUAUCGAACCAAGGAAAUUCUUUGCAAAGGACGUGAAUGGAUAGUUAAUGAAAUUAAAACAUCCGGUUUGAGAGGUCGAGGCGGUGCCGGAUUUCCUAGUGGUCUAAAAUGGUCUUUUAUGAGUGGCCCAUCAGAUGCACGUCCUCGAUUUUUAGUUGUCAAUGCUGAUGAAGGUGAACCGGGAACAUGUAAAGAUCGGGAAAUUUUACGUCAUGAUCCUCAUAAAUUAAUAGAAGGAUGCCUCAUUGCGGGAAGGGCAUUAGCGGCCCAGACAGCUUUUAUUUAUGUUCGUGGUGAAUUCUACAAUGAAACCUGCAAUCUACAAUAUGCUCUCGCCGAGGCCUAUAAGUGUGGUUUAAUUGGUCGCAAUGCCUGUGAUUCGGGUUAUGAUUUUGAUAUUCACAUACAACGUGGUGCUGGGGCCUAUAUUUGCGGUGAGGAGACCGCUUUAAUUGAGUCCAUAGAAGGGAAGCAGGGUAAACCAAGAUUGAAACCACCAUUCCCCGCCGAUGUUGGCCUCUUUGGUUGCCCAACAAUGGUGACAAAUGUGGAAACAGUGGCAGUGUCACCGACAAUCUGUCGUCGUGGAGGUAAAUGGUUUGCCAGUUUUGGACGUACACGAAAUUCGGGAACAAAGCUGUUCAAUAUCAGUGGCCAUGUCAAGAGACCCUGUACGGUAGAAGAAGAAAUGUCAAUGCCACUGCGUGAAAUUAUCGAACGCCAUGCGGGUGGUGUACGUGGUGGUUGGGAUAAUCUCUUGGCUGUUAUACCCGGAGGUUCCUCCACACCUGUCAUACCCAAAAAAGUAUGCGAUGAUGUCAUUAUGGAUUAUGAUGGCCUUAUGGCAGCUCAAACUUCUCUAGGGACUGCAGCAAUUAUUGCCAUGGACAAAUCAACAGAUAUUAUUCGAGCCAUUGCCCGUCUUAGUCAAUUUUAUCGUCAUGAAAGUUGUGGCCAAUGUACCCCAUGUCGUGAAGGUGUUCCAUGGAUGUCAAAGAUUAUGGAUCGUUUCGUAACGGGAAAUGCUGAACCGGUGGAAAUUGAUAUGCUCUACGAAAUAUCGAAACAAAUUGAAGGUCAUACAAUAUGUGCAUUUGGUGAUGGUGCCGCUUGGCCACCGCAAGGUUUGAUUCGGCAUUUUCGGCCGGAAAUUGAAAAGCGUAUGAAGUUAUAUGUUGAGAAAUUGCCACAAAAGAAACCUGUGAAGAGGAAGUGUAAUCAAGGAGGGAAAUAA